Penaeus monodon (black tiger shrimp) is the source of this 1610-nucleotide messenger RNA. RefSeq lists its product as uncharacterized. Gene Ontology annotation, biological process: dUMP biosynthetic process; dTMP biosynthetic process. Gene Ontology annotation, molecular function: zinc ion binding; dCMP deaminase activity. The transcript is spliced from 9 exons. Bases 16 to 1419 code for a protein of 467 amino acids. NCBI's taxonomy places the organism in Eukaryota, Metazoa, Arthropoda, Malacostraca, Decapoda, Penaeidae. Gene Ontology annotation, cellular component: cytoplasm. The record is from RefSeq and is a predicted model, not a curated record.
AAAAAGAGUUGCUGAAUGGGAUUAUUACAAACGCACUCUCAAAGAAGUUGUGACGUCAUAGUCUCUGAGCCAAUCACGAUUCUCGACUCGGACCCUCGCAACCAAUCGCAGCGUUCGAGGCGUUGCUGCCCAGGAAAGCCAAGUUGCAUUUUGAAAUCAUCACUAUCGCAAGUUGGGGAGAUGGCAUGCCAAAGCAAUGGAGAUUUUAUACAGAGGAACGAAGACAACAAAGAAAAUGAAAAUCUUCAAGUCAAGAUGGAUGAGAUUAAUUCAUCUUUGAAAGAAAUUGAAUUGAAAGAUAGCUCCUGCAAAAGAAUUGACUACAUUUCCUGGGAUGACUACUUUAUGUCUAUUGCCUUCCUGGCUGCAAUGAGGAGCAAGGACCCAUGCUCUCAGGUUGGAGCCUGUAUUGUUAACAAGGAGAAGAAGAUUGUGGGUAUUGGCUACAAUGGAAUGCCAAGAGGCUGUAGUGAUAACGACCUUCCCUGGAACAAAAAGUCAGAAGACUGCCUUCAGACAAAGUAUAUGUAUGUUUGUCAUGCAGAAAUGAAUGCAAUCUUGAAUAAAAAUUGCACAGAUUUAUGUGGAUGCACAAUAUAUGUUGCACUGUUUCCAUGUAAUGAGUGUGCUAAACUGAUCAUCCAAGCUGGCAUAAAGGAAGUUAUUUUCUAUUCUGAUAAACAUAGUCACAAACCUGAAACUAUAGCUAGCAAACAUUUAAUGGAUAUAGCACAAGUAAAGUACAGGCAACAUGUACCUAUGCGGAAGAAGUUUGUGUUAGACUUCUCAGUCACAGAUGGAUAUCAAGAAAGAGGAAAUAAAGAUGAAUUGCCCAUUAACAAGACCAUAAUGCCAGUGGUCAGGGACAUCAAUAAAAAACGAGAGGAUUAUUUGGCAUGGAGUGAGUACUUCAUGGCAGUGGCACUCUUGUCAGCACUCAGAAGUAAGGACCCAUCGACUCAGGUUGGAGCUUGCAUAGUAAAUGAUGCUAAUAAGAUUGUAAGCAUUGGUUACAAUGGAAUGCCUCGAGGCUGUGAUGAUGACCUGCUUCCCUGGGGCAAAGGAAGCUCAGAUCCACUAAAAAACAAAUACAUGUAUGUUUGUCAUGCAGAGGUAAAUGCCAUCAUGAACAAAAGUUGUGCAGAUGUUUCCGGAUGCACUAUUUACGUUGCACUUUUCCCUUGCAAUGAAUGUGCCAAGAUUGUCAUUCAGUCAGGCAUCAGAGAAGUUGUAUAUUUGUCAGACAAGUACAAGGACAAAUCUGAAACAAUUGCCUCCAAAAAAAUGUUUGAUUUGAGUGCCAUAUCAUAUAGGCCUUACACUCAGUCUCGCAAGAACAUCUGGAUAGACUUUGAUUCAAUUGAUUGGAAUAAUGCAACACAAUUGCCACCUACUCCAGUAAAGAAUGGAAGAAUGUGAAUGAAAGAUGCUGAUGGAAAAUUAUUUUAGUGCAGUCUGAAACAUGUGAUGGUACUUUAAAAUCAGGGUGAUCUGGUUUCUUAGAAUUCAUACAGAAAUAAUACUAGUCAGAUUUGUGUCAAUUAAUGAGAUGUGAAAUUAUUUUGAUUAUAAUUUUGAUAACUUAAUAUUAUAUUACAUGGCUAACCCUA